CUUAUGGUCGUAAUGAAUUUUGUUGAUGCACUGGACUCUGUACUGGUUUAUGUUGUUUCUAUCCAGUUACCGAAGUUGAGAUGGCAAAAAUUUCCUAGCUGCCAACAAAUUAAUAGUAUUGCCUCCGCGAUCAAUCAUGUCAUCAUCUACAGUAGUAGAGUCCGUGCGGAGGAUGAAUCUCCUCAAAAUCUCCAAACACGACCUCCAACAAGAGGAGGAAGAAGAAGAGGAAGAGGAGCAUGAACCCAGUCACGACGCCCCCAUUGUUUCCCCCUACAACGACCGGAUUCGGCCGCUGCUGGACACGGUGGACAGGCUGCGCCACCUCAAAAUCAUGCAGGAAGGCAUCCAGCUCCCCACCAUCGUCGUCGUCGGCGACCAGUCCUCCGGCAAGUCCAGCGUCCUCGAGUCCCUCGCCGGCAUCCGCCUCCCCCGCGGCGACGGCAUCUGCACCCGCGUCCCCCUCAUCAUGAGCCUCAAAAACCACUCCGAUCCCCGCCCCCACCUCUCCCUCGAGUUCAACGGCAAAACCGUCCAAACCGACGAGGCUAACGUCGUCGAUGAAAUCAUGUACACAACUCAGGAGAUCGCCGGCAAAGGGAAGGGCAUCUCCAACACUCCGUUGACUCUCGUCGUCAAGAAGAAAGGCGUGCCCGAUCUCACCAUGAUCGAUCUCCCCGGGAUAACUAGGGUUCCGGUCAAAGGCCAGCCGGAGGACAUCUCCGAGCAGAUCUCUGACAUUAUCAUGAAGUACAUCACGCCGGAGGAGAGCAUAAUCCUCAACGUCUUAUCCGCCGGCGUCGAUUUUCCCACCUGCGAGUCGAUUCGGAUGUCGCAGAGAGUGGACAAAACCGGCCAUAGGACUCUCGCCGUCGUCACCAAGGCUGAUAAGUCGCCGGAGGGGCUGCUUGAGAAGAUCGUCGCCGACGAUGUCAACAUCGGCCUCGGCUACGUCUGCGUCAGAAACCGCAUCGGCGAUGAGACGUAUGAAGAAGCUCGGGCAGAAGAGGCGAAGCUCUUCGAGAAUAAUCCUCUGCUUUCACGGAUUGACAAGUCCAUUGUUGGAAUCUCUGCUUUGGCGGAGAGGUUGACGACCAUUCAGGCCAACAUCAUCGUGAAAUGCUUGCCUGAGAUCGUGCGCAAAAUCAACGAGAAGCUCUCGGCUAAUCUGGAAGAGCUGAAUAAGAUGCCUCAGCAUCUGAGUUCAAUCAGCGAAGCAAUGACUGCGUUCAUGAAAAUUCUCUGCUCUGCUAGAGAAUCUCUGAGGAAGAUAUUGCUACAAGGCGAGUUCGAUGAGUAUCCCACAGAUGAUAAUAUGCACGCCUCUGCUAGAUUAGCUGAAAUGCUCAACAAAUACUCCGAGGAGCUCCGAUCUGCCAAAUCCGGCGAAGGCAACGACAAUUUUCUGGUUGAUGAAAUGAAGGUUCUAGAAGAAAGCCGAUCCGUCGGCCUCCCCAAUUUCAUACCUAAAUCUGCAUUCCGCACUCUGCUAGCGAAGAAAGUGGAGGAGAUAUCGACGACGCCGUUGGAUUACUCGGAGAAGAUAUGGAAUUACAUCCGGAGCGUAGUGAUCUCCGUCCUGCUGAAGCACUGCGACAACUACCCGCAGCUGAUCUCAUGCACCAGACGAGCGGCGCAAAACCUAAUUUCGAGGAAGAAGCACCACUCUACCGAGUGGAUCUCCGAUCUGGUGAAGAUGGAGAAGCUCUCCGACUACACGUGCAACGGGGCGUACUCGGCGUCGUGGAACAAGCUGAUGGCAGAGCAGAACGGAUUCAUGGAGCGGAUCCGCGGCAAUUUCCCGCUGGCGCCAGUGAGCGGGUUCGGGGAUAUCAACAUCGCGCAUCUGUGGGGCGUGAACGCGGAUGUGGUGCAGGCCGCAUACGACCUGAAGAUGAGGAUGGCUGCAUAUUGGGAGGUGGUGACGGGAAGGAUGGUCGAUAACAUGGUGCUGCACUUAAUGUUCAGCAUAGGAAAGGUGGUGAAUAAGGAGAUGCAGGAUGAGAUAAUUUAUGAGGUGGUGGGACCACAGGGGAACGGGCUGGAGAGGAUGUUGGACGAGCCACCAUCGGUGGCGGAGAAGAGGAAGAAGCUACAGAGCAGCGUCGCCUUGCUCAAGCAGUCUAAAGAGAUUGUUGCUAAUAUUAUGGACAACAUUUCUCUCGAUUUCGAUUGAAUUUGAAUCACUACUUAUUUUAUGCUUUGUUUUCCCUCUAUGUUUAAUCCGCGGAGCUAAUCGACUCAUCUUCUAUUGA
Molecule: messenger RNA, 2255 nt
Organism: Salvia hispanica
Lineage: Eukaryota; Viridiplantae; Streptophyta; Magnoliopsida; Lamiales; Lamiaceae
Source: RefSeq, a predicted model, not a curated record